CCUUCAGCUAAUCCUUGGAACAAAGAGUAAGCCACAUUUGGUUGACACCCUUGUGAUGGCCAAUUUGGGUUAUUGGCAAAUGAAAGUCUCUCCUGGGGUUUGGUACCUGCAACUUGCACCAGGCAGAAGUUCUGAGCUUUAUGUUCUCAGCGAAAACAGUGACCAAAAUCAUCAAAAAUCUUUAUCAAAGCGUAUUACCAUAGAUGAUUUACGGGGUAAGGUAGUCCACCUGGAAGUAAUGAAGAGGAAAGGAAAGGAGCAUGAAAAGUUGCUGGUUGUUGCUGAUGAUAACGACCGUUUAACAGAGAAGAAAAAGGGAAAUCAUAAUAGCUGGAACUCUAACUUUUUCAAAUGGGCUUCUGGUUUUAUUGGGGGUAGCGAGCAAUCAAAAAAGGAUGCAAGCACUUUAGCGGUUUGUUUCACCUGCACCUCACUAAAAAACACAUGUUUUGGGUUUUUAUUUCCAUAAUUUACAUUUACUUUU
Messenger RNA from Carica papaya (papaya), 484 nucleotides. Lineage: Eukaryota; Viridiplantae; Streptophyta; Magnoliopsida; Brassicales; Caricaceae. The record is from RefSeq and is a predicted model, not a curated record.